This is a messenger RNA of Strongylus vulgaris, 1047 nucleotides long. The record is from the annotation of a GenBank genome assembly. Lineage: Eukaryota; Metazoa; Nematoda; Chromadorea; Rhabditida; Strongylidae.
AUGCUUCGAUUUGAAUUGCGUAUUGCUAGUGUUUGCAGAAAUGCACCAAAAUGUAGAAGCAAACACACUCUUGUUGGAGAUGAUUAUCAGUUCUUGCAACGAAGCGUAAUACCUACGUAUCACUUCCAGAAGAGUCUUCGCCGUUUACCAAUUCCAAAACUAACAGACACAUGUAACAGAUUUCUUGCCUCUGCAAAAGUCAUCCUUACUGAAACCGAUUACAAACGUACGGAGGAAGCGGUGCGAUCUUUUGAAAAAAGUGAAGGACCAGAGCUACAAAAAGCGCUCAUCGAGUAUGACCGCAAUCACAAGGACACGAGCUACAUCUGUGAGCCAUGGUUUGAUAUGUACCUCAAAUCUCGACUUCCUUGCCCAGUUAAUUAUAAUCCGUUUAUGAUGUAUGCGCCGGACCCGGAUGCACGUUUCAAUCACCAGGUAACUAAUGUUCGCAGUUCAAGACACUUUGUUUGGGAGCUCUCUCGUGCUACCAACUUUGCUGUUUCAUUUGCUCGGUUUAAACGUGCUCUUGAUAAGAACAUACUUGCUCCAGAAGUGUUUCAUUUGAAUCCCAAGAAGAGUGAUACUAAAUUAUUCCGAAAUGUAUGCAAAACCCUUCCGCCUACUUUGUCAUGGUUUGGGGCGGUCGCGUUCAAAGCUUUUCCUUUGGACAUGAGCCAAUACAAGUCGACCUUCAAUGGCACUCGUAUCCCUAAAAAGGAAAGAGACGUGUUAUAUCAAGAUCCAACACAGAAGCAUUUCAUGGUCCUCUGUCGUGGCAAGACUUUCGCAGUCGAUAUUUUUGACGAUGAAGGAAAUAUACUACCAGCGAAAGAUAUUCACAACUCGCUAGCCUAUAUCCUCCAGACAGGCGCCCAGCAGGAACCGGAUAAAUGCGUUGGUGCUCUGACUAGCUUAGAUCGCGACCAAUGGGCUAGUGCACGCGAAGAACUGGUAGAAGCUGGGAACGCUGAACAACUUCGCUCUAUUGACGGUGCUUUGUUUACUUUGUGCCUAGAUGAUCUGAAAUCCCAAGAUCCUUCAAGGUGA